GGACAAUAGAAAGCUACAGACAGUGUUAGGAGCAGAUCAGAUCAGCUCAGAAGGUACUGGAUAGACACAGCAAAAGUUUCUAUUAUGCAUGCUGACGGUGAAUCCCCACCACCUUUCUAUGAGGCCAUACCAGCUACUGGUUCAUCAGCUGUUCACAAUAUGAAUACACCAGUACCAAACUCUUUCCAGAAUGUCAUGGUACCACCGCCUCCAUAUAGUGUCUCUGCCGAAACGAAGGCCUGGAAUUUUCCUCCUCCUACGGUACCACAGUGGGGUUUUGUUACAAACAUGCCGCAAUGUACAGAUUCAUCAUCCCCUUUUUACAGAACAUUUCUGGCAUCCAGGCCAAAAGCUCUGGGGACUGUGCUGAUUGUUUCAGGCAUUUUGCAGAUUGCUCUAGGAAUUGGGCUGAUUUAUACCAUAGAUAUUAUUUAUAAUUCAAGUGGCAUCUCCUUCUGGGGCUCAGUGUUUUACAUAAUUGCAGGAGCUUUGACAGUUGCAGCUCAGCGUAAACCCAGCAUUGGCUUGGUGAAAGGAUCACUCUCGUUGAACAUAAUUAGCACAAUUAUGAGCUUUAUUGCCUUUGUCCUAAACUGCAUUGAUCUAGCAAUUAUUUACUGUCCUAUCGGCUACUAUCAUGACCAUGGCUAUCAUAGAAGAUGCCAACAGCAACUCACUGCUGGAUAUGUUGUUCUCUCUUUUCUUCUUGUGGUAAAUCUGCUGGUGAUCUUUGUGUCCCUUUCCGUCUCCAUUUUUGGAUGUCGUUCUGUAUCACAAGUGCCUCCAAAUGUUCCACAGGUGUUCUUAAUACAGAAUGAUGUUAUGGUUUCUAUGAACCCUUUUACAACAUUUCCAGCAAUUCCUCCACCUGCACCACCACCACCGCGAUAUACUGCUGAAGAGGUCAUACCUAACCCAAUGAGAUAAUUGUGUUACGUGAGCCUAUCACCUGCACACAGGGAAGGUGGAUUCUGUGACCCGAGACAAUGCUGUAUACAACAAUGUAGCCUACUAGCUCGCAUAUACAAAAACGAUGUAUUAGAACAUGAAAAAGCUUUACAGAAAUGACGCAUUCAUGGCCCGAUUUCUGAGGCAAUAUUUUCAGUUGUACAUAUCUUACGAUACUGUACAGACUUGUGCCACCGUCAUCAUCAUCAUCAUCAUCGUAAUCAUCAUCAUCAUCAACUAUGAAACUUGUUACAGGACUAUAGGGCAAGCAAGGAUGCACCUCUAAACUGGUGUCUGUCAAACAUACUUGUAAUGUUCAUCAAAACAGAGCUAAAGUGAGAAUUGACCUGAGUCUCCUCACCCCUACUGUACUGAACUUAUAUGUUAAAGUUUCUGUCCCAUCUCUCCAAGUUAAAGUACUGUAGACACAAGUAUAUGAUAUGUUUAACUCCAAAAACAGAUCCAAAGUGAUGCACGUGGGUAGUGCUAUACAUUUUAUGCCAGUUGCAAUAUUUACAUGCUACAACACUAUGUCUUAGGGUGCCCACACACGCAGGGGUGUAGAGACAGGCGGGGCCCCAGUAAUGUAAUGGGGGCAUGCAGGGCCGGAUCCAGCUAGGGGCAAAAGGGGCGGUUGUCCUGGGUCCCCCACACUCUCCCCCUCCUUUGUGCCCACCGCCGCUCCUCCUGCAGUGCGCUCGCCACCGCUCCCCCUGUAUAGCACCUGUCGCGGCUCACUUUGCAUUGCGACCACCCAUGAUUCAGCUGUGUCUCCGAUUUCCUCUGUGGUACACGGCUGCAGCCGCCGGCCAGCUCCGCCUGCCGAGCUGCAUCUGAGACAUCAGAGUGACUCUCGUGGGAUUUCGCUCACCGCAGCGGCCGCUGGGAAUGGGAUUUCUAUGUGCUGUCCAGGAGUUGAAAGUGAGGCCGUGGCGCCAUUUUACUGUCAGCUCCUUCCUCAGCUGCUCCGGGUCUCUGUUUCAGUGUCUGGUUCUGGAGCUGUUUUUUUUUUGUUUAGUGUGGCACGGACCCCCCACCGCUUCCCCCUGUGGUGCAGCAGCAUUAAGGUGCUUGGGCUGCACUUGAAUGUUAUUCAAUUCCACAUUAUUAAAUAUAUAUAUAUAUAUAUAUAUAUAUAUAUAUAUACUAUCAUAGUAUAGAAAAUAGCACUGUGUCUGGCUGCAGCACACAGCAGCCAGACACAGUGCUGUGUUUGUAUACUAUAUAGUAUGUAAUAUAACAUCGCCAUUAUAUAACUUUUAUUGAUAGGGGCCCCCACAAGUUUGUUUUCCAGGGCCCCCACAGACCUUAAUCCGGUCCUGGGGGCAUGGUAUAAAUAGGGGGCAUGUCCAUACCCUCCAACAUUUUACACAGAAAAAUCGGUACAAAUCCCAAAAGGGGGCGUGGCUACUGGUAAAGGGGCGUGGCCAAGCCCCUUUUCCUAUACUUUCAAUAGAAGUUUGGAGAGCCAAAAAUAGGUACAGACAAUGAAAAAAAAGGUACUGUACCUAUUAAAAAGGUACAGUUGGAGGGUAUGCAUGUCUACUCUCCUGAAAUAAAGAUUUAAUUCAAAUAUUUAUUGUGGUGCCGAGAAGCAGCCCCGCCAGCUCCACAGGGGGCACCAUUUAUUCAAGGGAAGGUGGUGGUGGUGGGGGAAUUAGGUAGGGCACAGGGGAAGGCAUCCGUUUUCUAUCUUGCUUGAUUGGAAACUGGUCCCUCCUCCUCGGACGGCGGCGUCAUCUUUCCAGUGACACCUGUGAAGAUGGCACAUGUGUACUAGAGAGCAAAGUCUCUGGCACAGUGCCAGAGACUUUGCUUUUAAUGUGCGGCAGCCAUCUUCCCAAAGUUGUCACCGGGAAGAUGGCGCCAACCAGCACAAGCCAGGAGUAAGUAUAUUCGGGGAGAGAACACGGAAUGAUGUGUACUCCCACGACAUAACGUUAGAAACGGGACCCGGCGGGGAAGCGGGCCAUGCUUUCGGCAGCAUCACAUCGUUAGCCAUUUCCUGAGAUCUUUCAGCAUGUUGAAGAGAUCUGAGGAGGCGACAAACGACCCACUGGUACGCACUUCGCAUCGUUUACAUGCCCACACAUGGACCAUUUUUAAACGGUGUGUUUUUACGAUCGGUCAGAAAUGCCCACAUCAUUUAAAAAAUCCUACCAUGUGUGGGCACCUUUACACCGAAUCAAGCACUUAUUUUGUAGUGAUUUUGUUGAAAAUAAUUUUUAACAAAAAAAUAAAAAAUAUAUAAACUUCUUGCUUGAGCUGGAGAUUAUUAAAUGUUUUCAAAAUGUAGUUAUACAAAUAAGAGUAUUUUAAAACUGAUGAGUCACUUCACAGAAAUCACUAUAAUAAUGAUAAUAAUAAUAAUAAUAAUUAUUAUUAUUAUUAUCUACUGUAGAGCAAAAUGACCUCAUACCAUUGAUUUUAAAAAGCUUUUUUCAAAAACUGUAAAAAAACUAUUUGUACAAAGGCCCAGUGUUAAAGGUCUGUAUAAUCAUCCGUAAAUUGACUUGCCGAUAAAACUAUUUGCUCAAACUUAUGAUCCAAAAAAGUGAACUAAGAGCCUAAUUCAAGGUUGAUUGCAAAAUAACAUUUUUCUUUAAUAGGCAAAAC
Molecule: messenger RNA, 3564 nt
Organism: Pseudophryne corroboree (corroboree frog)
Lineage: Eukaryota; Metazoa; Chordata; Amphibia; Anura; Myobatrachidae
Product: membrane-spanning 4-domains subfamily A member 4A-like
Exons: 7
Coding region: 85-927 (280 amino acids)
Cellular component (GO): membrane
Source: RefSeq, a predicted model, not a curated record